Ambispora gerdemannii is the source of this 372-nucleotide messenger RNA. The record is from the annotation of a GenBank genome assembly. NCBI's taxonomy places the organism in Eukaryota, Fungi, Glomeromycota, Glomeromycetes, Archaeosporales, Ambisporaceae.
AUGAAUAGAUGCGAUCUAAAUCAUUUUAUUAUUGGCGAGACAUUAUCUGUAGCGAAUGGGAAAAAUAUUAUUGGCGAGAUAUUAUCUGUAACGAAUGGGAAAAAACAUUCAUCUGAAUAUUUUUUCAAGAUAGUCGAAUACUUUCAAGAAAACAGCAAAUAUUGGAGUUUAUUGGGCACCCCAAAAAUAGCAAUGCAGCAUUUGAGUGGUUCCAAAGCUGGAAUAGGUGAAGCUGCUUUCAAUCUAGAUGUCAACUUUGUGUCUGUAUAUGGGGUUCGUAUAGAUACGUCUGCUGGUGUUGAUUGGUUGGUCAAGUCUGCAAACAGAGGGUAUUUUAUGGCGCACUUAAAAUGGGACAUAGGAUUAGAGUAA